AACGUAACGACGUUUUUAGCGCGUGCGAGAUGACGCGCCGGUGAAUUUUUGUUUUUAGAAAUUGACGUAAUUAUUGUGUGCACGCUCUAUAAAUAAGAUUUCACAAUGGCCGAUCAAGUUGAUUCAAUGUCAGACGCGGAGCUCCGCACCAAACUGGCCGAGCAUGGAUUCCCUGUAAUGCCAAUUACAGCAUCUACGAGAAAGUUACUCGUAAAAAAGUUAAAAAUGGUCUUAGACAACAAAAGCAAGCCGCGAAACAGCGUUGACAGCAAGGUAGAGAGUCGGCGAUCACUAGCACGAUAUUCAAGCGGCGAAGAAUCUGACUUAGAUUCUACAAACAUUACAAAAGAGAGACGUGGUCGAAGGGCUACUACAGGCGGAGCGAUGUUACCGCCUGUGUCUAACAAGUCGAGACGGAUACCUAUAAAGAAAGACUCUCCUGUUAAGCGUGAUUCAGAUAAAGGAUCAGAGUCAGAGGAAGAGAAGGCCCCCGUUCGCACACACGAGGAAGUGGAAACGGUUACAACGCGUCGGGUGACACGUACUUACGCUAAUGACCAGGACGACUAUGAAACGGGUUCGGACAGUGAUGUCGACAGUGACAAGAAAACAUCUAGUCCUUUUAGAAGUAGUUCAAGGUCUAGUGACUACAUAUCCAGCACACUGCCAACAAACGACGCAUCUACAAGCCCCAGAAAGUCAUCUAUUUUCUCUCGGCCGUCUUUGUCGCAAACCAAUUAUACAUCUAAUUUAUCAUCAUCCGAUCAACUUAAUUCAAUACGGUCUCGACUUGGUUUAACUUCUUCUAUGGCUGAUCGACCACCCCUCAGGUCCUACACGUCAAAUUAUGCUUCUACGACUUAUCAACCUUCUACUACUUAUCAACCUUCUACUUCCAGUGUGGAUGAAAUUGAAUCUCCCUACUUGAGUAAUUUUACACGACGGCUGACGUCUCUGAAGCCUGAUCUACCUAAACCACCAUCAUUUUUGGACCGUGACACAACCAAUGGAAGCACAAUCCCACGCAGAUCAUAUAUCACAGGCGUUUCUAGAUCUGACAUAGUGGACUAUAAGGCAGUAAAUGAUAAAAAAUUCUUGAAGAAUAAUGUUGUGUCCCUUGCCCUCGUUGCUCUUGUUGCACUUUUUUUUUUUUUCUUAUUUUUCGUGUAUGUAGUUAAGAAAAAUGAUAUCACAUCAGUAGUAGAUGACACAAACAGUGUGAUACCGAUAUGUCAACUCAGUCACAAUCCAUCUCAUAGACCCCAAGCUAAUUGCGUUCUUGAGGAUCAAGUAGGCUUGGCUAAAGAUUUGUUGAAAUUUAUACAUCCAAAACUUACCGCUCGGACGGCUGCUUUUAAAUGUGGGGAGCCUGGAGCUCAACCUUACUUGACAGAGAAAGAAAUUAUGGAAUUAGCUAGAAAACAAGCAGGACAGGAUAACCGUCAGAUUAGGGAAGAACUGAAUAACUUAGAAGUUUUACUUGUCCAUAAUCCAAGAUGGGGUCUAAAUGUUGUACAGCUUCAAACCUCAUACGAUCAAAAAGUAGAGUACACACCUCUUACAUCUACUAAUGAUAUUUUGAACCAACGCUAUCAAGGCAGAGUCGCAAUAGCUCUUGCCGACCCAUCAACUCCUGUUUCAUGUCUGUUUAUUAAUACAUUAUAUUCAGCUGGUUUAACAUUAGCCAUUCUUGGAAUCAUAUCUGUAUUGGUAUUGGGUUUGCAAAAACUAUACAAAUAUUAUUUAAAUUAUCAAAAGAAGAAAAGUGAGGAAAUUUAUUCGAUGGUUGAACAAAUUAUAGAUGUGAUAUCACAAGAAACUGAGGACAGCGGGGAACCCUACAUAUCUGUGGACCAUGUGAGGGAUACUCUUAUAUCUCCUCCAAAUAGAGAAAAAAUGUAUUCUACCUGGGAUGCGGCAGUCAAGUUUAUUCAGAAGAAUGAAAGUAGAGUACGAAUGGAGGUUCAGUCGGUAGAUGGAGAGGACUGCCGAGUGUGGAGGUGGGUCGCUUCCCACAGCAGUCCUAAACGAAGCACUUCCUGGCAGGGGCAGGCGUUUGAAACUCAGGAAGGUUCCGUGAACAAUCUAGCAGUAUCUCCAACACCAUGUUUGAAAAUCCGUCAUAUGUUUGAAAAGAACGACACUAAUCCCAACUUGAGAACUAUAAUCCAGGACGUUAUCCUCGAGAAAUGCGAUUCUUGUAACAUUCUUCAUAUUGACAUUGAGCGUACAUCAUGCUGUGUUUAUGUAAAAUGUGCGACCCCUAUGGAUGCUGGCAUUGUUUAUAAGAGUCUUCAUGGCUGGUGGUAUGAGGGACGCCUCAUCACAGUUAAAUAUUUACGUUUGGAGCGUUACAUGCAAAGGUUUCCUAACUCCCCAUCAUCCGGACCAUACUUGAAACCGUCCCGUUUGCGGCGAACCUGGGAUGAAUAAAUCCUAUAUACUACAAUUAAAAGUGGUCAGGACAUUUUUGGAAUAUUUAUUCCGUACAAAACUACGCCAGUGGUUUCGAAUUAUUAUUUUUUAUAUCAAAGGAUUUUUAAAUGCUCAUAGCUAUUUAGUCAGUCCUUUGGGGUAUUUAAGUAAAAAGGUUAAAAUCUUCCUAGAAUAAAUAGAUGGCAUAAUGUCUCUCGUCGGGCUAGACAAUUAAGCAACUGCAUACUAUGUUAUCUUUAUGCAAGCAGACAGUGUUUAUCUUACAAUGCAGUUUGCCGCUCAUUGAACAUGAAUCUUUUAACGUUAAUAGAAUAGAAUAUACUUUUUGACAUUGUAAAUAAAUGACAUCACAAAAUUUAACAUGUAGUUAAAACUCUAAGUUACUAGAAUAAAUGGUUUGCAUUCGUUACUUGAAUUUACUGUUUUGAUUUGAGUUGUUUAAAAAUUUUAGUUUGUUAGGUAGGUUAAGUUUGUAGGUUUUUCAAUUAAAUUUUUUAUUAUUUUCACUUAACAUUUGUAUGAAACGAUGGCACAAUAUGAAACUGAUUUCUUUGAUGUAUUAAUUUUUAAUUUAAGUGCUCUUACUAACUUCAUUUAUCUUCUAGGAUUAUU
Molecule: messenger RNA, 3048 nt
Organism: Melitaea cinxia (Glanville fritillary)
Lineage: Eukaryota; Metazoa; Arthropoda; Insecta; Lepidoptera; Nymphalidae
Product: inner nuclear membrane protein Man1-like
Exons: 2
Coding region: 106-2433 (775 amino acids)
Biological process (GO): nuclear envelope organization; negative regulation of BMP signaling pathway
Cellular component (GO): nuclear inner membrane
Molecular function (GO): chromatin DNA binding
Source: RefSeq, a predicted model, not a curated record